UUGAGAGAGUUGUUGUGGAUAUCUACUAUAAGUAGCGGCAAUAUGAAUGAGUCUUUCCUCAUAUCAAUCAAAUUAAGGAGGUCUUGCUAGCUUCCAUAUAUAACUCAUCACUAAAACUUCUAAUAAUUGAAAAAAAGUAAUUAAGAUGUGGAAGCUGAAGAUUGGAGAGGGAAAGAAUGAGCCAUACUUAUUCAGCACAAAUAAUUUUGUGGGAAGACAAACAUGGGAGUAUGAUCCAGAAGCAGGUAGUGAAGAAGAAAGAGCACAAGUUGAAGAAGCUCGUAAGAAUUUCUAUGACAACAGAUUCAAGGUCAAGCCCUGUGGUGACCUCCUAUGGCGUUUUCAGGUUCUAAGAGAAAAUAACUUUAUGCAAACAAUAGAUGGAGUGAAGAUAGAAGAUGGAGAAGAGAUAACAUAUGAGAAAGCAACGACAACGUUGAGAAGGGGCACACACCAUCUAGCAGCAUUGCAAACCAGUGAUGGCCAUUGGCCUGCUCAAAUUGCAGGUCCUCUAUUUUUCAUGCCUCCCUUGGUUUUCUGUGUCUACAUUACUGGACAUCUUGAUUCCGUCUUCCCACGAGAACAUCGCAAAGAGAUUCUUCGUUACAUUUACUGUCACCAAAAUGAAGAUGGAGGAUGGGGGCUACACAUUGAGGGUCACAGCACCAUGUUUUGUACUGCACUUAACUAUAUAUGUAUGCGAAUUCUCGGAGAAGGACCUGAUGGCGGUCAAGACAAUGCUUGUGCUAGAGCCAGAAACUGGAUUCGGGCACACGGUGGUGUCACAUAUAUACCUUCAUGGGGAAAAACUUGGCUUUCGAUACUUGGUCUCUUUGAUUGGUUGGGAAGCAACCCAAUGCCCCCUGAGUUUUGGAUCCUUCCUUCAUUUCUUCCUAUGCAUCCAGCUAAAAUGUGGUGUUAUUGUCGAUUGGUAUACAUGCCUAUGUCUUACUUGUACGGGAAGAGAUUUGUGGGUCCGAUCACACCACUCAUCUUACAGUUGAGAGAAGAACUCCAUACUCAGCCUUAUGAAAAAAUUAACUGGACGAAAUCACGUCACCUAUGUGCAAAGGAAGAUAUUUACUAUCCCCAUCCUUUGAUACAAGAUCUGAUAUGGGAUAGCUUAUACAUAUUUACCGAGCCGCUUCUCACUCGCUGGCCUUUCAACAAGCUGGUCAGAAAAAGAGCCCUUGAAGUUACAAUGAAGCAUAUCCACUACGAGGAUGAGAACAGUCGAUACCUAACCAUUGGGUGUGUGGAAAAGGUAUUAUGUAUGCUUGCUUGUUGGGUGGAAGAUCCAAAUGGAGAUGCUUACAAGAAGCAUCUUGCAAGGGUCCAAGAUUACUUGUGGAUGUCAGAAGAUGGAAUGACCAUGCAGAGUUUUGGUAGCCAAGAAUGGGAUGCUGGUUUUGCCGUUCAAGCUUUGCUUGCCGCUAACCUAAAUGAUGAAAUCGAACCUGCACUUGCCAAAGGACAUGAUUUCAUUAAGAAAUCUCAGGUUACAGAGAACCCUUCUGGAGAUUUUAAGAGUAUGCAUCGUCAUAUUUCUAAAGGCUCAUGGACCUUCUCCGAUCAAGACCAUGGAUGGCAAGUUUCUGAUUGCACCGCUGAAGGUUUGAAGUGUUGUCUACUUUUAUCAAUGUUGCCUCCAGAGAUUGUGGGGGAAAAGAUGGAACCAGAAAGGUUAUAUGAUUCGGUCAAUGUCUUGUUGUCGCUUCAGAGUAAAAAGGGUGGUUUGGCAGCAUGGGAGCCCGCAGGAGCUCAAGAGUGGUUAGAACUACUCAAUCCCACUGAGUUUUUUGCGGACAUUGUUGUUGAGCAUGAAUAUGUUGAGUGCACUGGAUCAGCAAUUCAAGCUUUAGUUUUGUUCAAGAAGCUAUAUCCAGGGCAUAGGAAGAAAGAGAUAGAGAAUUUCAUCUCCGAGGCAGUUCGAUUCAUUGAAGAUAUACAAACAGCCGAUGGUUCAUGGUAUGGAAACUGGGGAGUUUGCUUCACUUAUGGUUCUUGGUUUGCUCUUGGUGGUUUAGCAGCUGCUGGCAAGACUUAUACCAAUUGCGCUGCUAUUCGCAAAGCUGUUAAAUUUCUUCUCACAACACAGAGAGAGGAUGGUGGGUGGGGGGAGAGCUAUCUUUCAAGCCCAAAAAAGAUAUAUGUACCUCUCGAAGGAAGCCGAUCCAAUGUUGUACAUACUGCAUGGGCUCUUAUGGGUUUAAUUCAUGCCGGCCAGGCAGAGAGAGACCCUACUCCUCUCCAUCGUGCUGCAAAAUUGCUCAUCAAUUCCCAGUUGGAAGAAGGCGAUUGGCCCCAACAGGAAAUCACAGGAGUAUUCAUGAAAAAUUGUAUGUUGCAUUACCCAAUGUAUAGAGAUAUUUACCCCUUGUGGGCUCUAGCCGAGUAUCGUAGACGGGUUCCAUUGCCUUCCACUGCAGUUUAACUGGAAAAUAAGCUAUAAGCUAUGAGUACAAAAAGAUGACAAAAUCAGUAAAAUAAAACCAAAUAAGUUGGGCAGUCAAGCCUAUUUUCUACAUGUGUUGAUUAAUUUUUGUUUUAUGUUAGCUUAUGGUAUGUAUAGUAUAGAUGGAUGUGUUCUUCCACGUUUUCAUUUCUAAAAUGGAUGUCUAGCUCCAGAAAGAAUGAUCAGUUCAAACAACCAAAAGAAAAAAGUUGGCCAUGUUUGCCGUAGGGAUAUAUAGCAACAUUCAAGCAUAGGUAGAAUAUUUACAUAAUUCAUUUUAAUAAUAUAUUCUUAUUUCCUCCUAUAAA
Medicago truncatula (barrel medic) is the source of this 2763-nucleotide messenger RNA. Its product is annotated as beta-amyrin synthase. The record is from RefSeq and is a predicted model, not a curated record. Lineage: Eukaryota; Viridiplantae; Streptophyta; Magnoliopsida; Fabales; Fabaceae. Gene Ontology annotation, cellular component: lipid droplet. Gene Ontology annotation, biological process: triterpenoid biosynthetic process. The transcript is spliced from 15 exons. The coding region runs from base 146 to 2434 and encodes 762 amino acids. Gene Ontology annotation, molecular function: beta-amyrin synthase activity.